Cladophialophora carrionii CBS 160.54 is the source of this 1299-nucleotide messenger RNA. RefSeq lists its product as uncharacterized. Gene Ontology annotation, molecular function: zinc ion transmembrane transporter activity. Gene Ontology annotation, cellular component: membrane. Lineage: Eukaryota; Fungi; Ascomycota; Eurotiomycetes; Chaetothyriales; Herpotrichiellaceae. The coding region runs from base 1 to 1299 and encodes 432 amino acids. The record is from RefSeq and is a predicted model, not a curated record. Gene Ontology annotation, biological process: zinc ion transmembrane transport; intracellular zinc ion homeostasis. The transcript has 2 exons.
AUGGGUUUCCCGACUUUGGCUGCAGGGGGCUUGCAGAAAUAUGCGUUCUGCGCAGUUUUACUUGGCCUCGUGGUGACUGUCUGCGCAGAAGCGGUGGUUGCCAAGGACGUGGGCUUGCUGACACCCGACGAGAUCGAGGAGAAUCUGCAGCAAUGCGCGUUCGUACAGUCUCUGAACGAGCACAAAGUCAAGAACCAGCCGAGUCAAGCCUCGUUGACGACCCAACUCUUCGCCUACCUGUUCCCCUCGUCCUCACCAGCCAUCAACGCCCUCCUGGCGACAGCAUACAUCUCGGGCCCGCCAAACUUUCUGCUGGCAUUAUGUCCGCCGAACAUCGACCCCUCGUCGCUAAGCAUCAUGGUGGCAUUCGCGGUAGGAGGCCUCCUAGGAGACACUCUUUUCCACCUCCUGCCCGAGAUCUUUCUCGGUGAAGAUGAGCACGACCGCGUCAAGUUUGUGAUUAUCGAGCCCAACAGAAACCUCCUCCUCGGAGUCGGCAUCAUCGUCGGUCUCGUGGCAUUCAUGGCCAUGGACAAAGCAUUGCGCAUCGCCACGGGGGGAGAAGGACACAGUCACUCGCACGCCCAAGAGAAAGAUCACAGUUCAAGUUCAGCGACAACCACAUCCUCGACCACGACCGCAGGAGCAGCAGCAGCGAACGGGGAUCUCAAACAGCGCAAACCACCCUCCUCUGCUCCGGGCACAUCUUCCCCCCUUGCUGCUGCUGCUCCUCCAUCCAGCACUAACCCUCAAAACCCGUCCGUCAAGCUCGCGGGCCUCCUCAACCUGAUCGCCGAUUUCACACACAACAUAACCGACGGCCUCGCCCUCUCGUCGUCCUUUUACGCCUCUCCCGCCCUCGGCGCCACGACGACCAUGGCGGUAUUCUUCCACGAAAUCCCGCACGAGGUAGGCGACUUUGCCCUGCUCAUCCAAUCCGGCUUUUCGAAGCGGAAAGCCAUGGGCGCACAAUUCGUGACAGCCGUCGGCGCCUUCUUGGGCACGGGCAUCGGCAUUUUCGUGCAGGAGUUCGGCGGCUCCUCCUCCUCCUCCUCCUCCUCCACAGCUGGAGAUGCUACGGACGGCGCGGCCAGAGGUAUUUGGGGAACCAGUCUCAGCUGGGGAGACAUGUUACUUCCCUUCACGGCAGGCACGUUCCUGUACGUCGGCACGGUGGCCGUGAUUCCGGAAUUAUUAGAGACAGGUCCUCAUAAAGGGGAAGAGUUGAAGAAGACGGCUCUCCAGUUCGGGGCCAUGUUCCUGGGUGCGGCCAUCAUGCUGGGGAUUUCAUGGUCGUGA